AACCGCCCCCGACCUCCAUCGAGUCCCCAAAGGUCCAAACCCAACCGACCGACCGGGCGGCGAUUCAGCGAGUCCUCCCCACCCCACCCCUUCCCUUUCCCCGCCCGUUACGCAGAGCAAACCCCCCGCCACGAAGCAAAAUCGAAGCAAAUCGCAAGCACUUCUCCGCCAGAGCAUGCGCGUUGCCGCGACGCGACUCGCCGCCGCCCCCGCUCCGCUCCCCCUCCUCCUGCUCCUCUUCCUCGUCUCCGCGCCCCUCGCCAUCGUAGCGGCAGCCAUGGCCGGCCACGUCCUCGGCGGCGUGAAGGAGAACCCCGCCGCCGCCAACAGCGCCGAAUCCGACGGGCUCGGCCGCUUCGCCGUCGACGAGCACAACAAGCGCGAGAAUGCGCUGCUGGAGUUCGUGCGCGUGGUGGAGGCCAAGGAGCAGGUGGUGGCCGGCACGUUGCACCACCUCACGCUCGAGGCCAUCGAGGCCGGGAAGAAGAAGGUGUACGAGGCCAAGGUCUGGGUCAAGCCAUGGCUCGACUUCAAGGAGCUCCAGGACUUCGUCCACAAAGGGGACGCCGCUACUUUCACCAACGCCGACCUCGGCGCCAAGAAAGGUGGACAUGAGCCUGGUUGGCGUGAGGUGCCUAUAGAGGAUCCUGUGGUCAAAGAUGCUGCGCACCAUGCUGUGAAAUCAAUCCAGGAGAGGUCCAACUCCCUGUUUCCCUAUGAACUUCUUGAGAUCGUUCGCGCUAAGGCACAGGUUGUGGAAGACUUUGCGAAAUUUGACAUUCUGAUGAAGCUGAAGAGAGGCAGCAAGGAGGAGAAGAUCAAAGCUGAGGUCCACAAGAGCCUGGAAGGGGUUUUCGUGCUGAACCAGCAUCAGCCAGCCGAGCAGGAGGAAUCUAGCAGCCAGUGAGCUUCUGACGUAACGGUAGCUGUGGUAAUGUGGUUUGGGCUGUAAAAUAAGGAGAAAACGUGGUCGCUCCGGGUUUUAUCUGGAUAAUAUCGUGUAUCGUAUGGUCGUUGCUGUCUUGCUUCCUAACAGGGCAGGCCUCCAGUGUCUGUGUGCUGUUCCUAGCCUGUCGGAAAACUGGUGCCCGUGUUGCUGUUGCUGGCAUCGGAACUUGUGAGCUUCCAAAAGCUAAUCCCGGUCGUAUUGUACUGUUAAUAUGGAUCAUUUGUGGAUAUAGUGAUAAAUCGCCACGCCUCCAAAA
This is a messenger RNA of Setaria italica (foxtail millet), 1205 nucleotides long. RefSeq names its product cysteine proteinase inhibitor 12. The record is from RefSeq and is a predicted model, not a curated record. The transcript has 4 exons. Gene Ontology annotation, molecular function: cysteine-type endopeptidase inhibitor activity. The coding region runs from base 176 to 907 and encodes 243 amino acids. Lineage: Eukaryota; Viridiplantae; Streptophyta; Magnoliopsida; Poales; Poaceae.